This is a messenger RNA of Sodiomyces alkalinus F11, 2460 nucleotides long. RefSeq names its product WD40 repeat-like protein. The coding region runs from base 292 to 2277 and encodes 661 amino acids. Gene Ontology annotation, molecular function: histone binding. Gene Ontology annotation, cellular component: Set1C/COMPASS complex. The record is from RefSeq and is a predicted model, not a curated record. NCBI's taxonomy places the organism in Eukaryota, Fungi, Ascomycota, Sordariomycetes, Glomerellales, Plectosphaerellaceae. The transcript is spliced from 2 exons.
CGCUCAUGAUCAUAUGCAGUGACUCAACAAACCACGACUUGAAUCAACCCUUCCACCUCUGUCUUCUGUCACCCCGAUUUAUGUUUACUUUUGGGAUCGACCUUUCUGAAUCAAGUAAACAAAACGCCCCUUCGACACUCUGUUUUGCUUUCCUCUAUCCCCACGAUCCGUCGUCUGGGCAUCGGUCAAACGUCCAUCUCAUCCAACCUUUCUCGAACGCACCGCUUUGUCCGCCCCCAUCCGCCUAUCUAGAUUGUUACGGCCAUUCCAGUCUCCUCCCGACACAGACAAAUGGACGACUUGGAUCUCCCCGAUGCUCCUCCCCUUCCUGAGCCGGUACCCAAACGUCGAAGGGUCGCGACGGCUCGCACAAGUCUCAGCUCCGUCCCCCGCUACAGCUCGCCCGACGAGCUUACAACAGAUAUUAGGGAAACCGCCGCUACUCGCCGCAUCUCCAUUAGGCGAGGGAGGCUCAGCAGAUCCCCGCCAGGCCGAUCCAGCGAAGAUGAGCUCAACGGUGCAUUCUACUCCCCUCCCCCCAGGUCAACGUCUCCCGGUCGCUCCAGACCAAAGUCGUCCAGGCCAAAGCCACAGUCGAGGUCUAGGUCAAAGUUAAGGUCAAGGUCAAGGUCAAGGUCAAGGUCAAGGUCAAGGUCAAGAAUGAGGCGAAGAUCACCCACUUCAGUCAGGUCAACGUCGCCGGGAGACGUAAGAUCGAGACCUCGAAGGAGGAGUCAGUCCCGAUCCUCGAUGCCGUCCCAUUCUCGCUCUUCUUCCUUCUCCCCCGACCGGCGCUCGUCUCCUUCAAGGUCGGGCAGCCCGUCGAGACUCAGCGCCGGGUCGCCAUCACGGUCACCAUCCCCAUCCCACUCCGAGCCGAGGUCACCUUCCGUUACAUGCUCUCCGCGAAGUCUCACCGAGAAACUACAACACCGCCUCCACCUCUCUCCCGAACCUCCACCCCCACCGCCGCCACCGCCACCUCGCCAGCCCGCCCGCCCAGAUUACCAUCCCCACAUGACACUUUCCGGCCAUAGACAGGCCGUCUCUCAGGUCCGAAUCUCCCCAGACGGCCGCUGGAUCGCCAGCGCCUCAGCCGACGGCACCGUCAAGAUCUGGGAUGCAGCCACCGGGGAACACAUGGAUACUCUCGUCGGCCACAUGGCCGGUGUCAGCUGCGUCGCCUGGAGUCCCGACGGCGGCACCCUCGCCACCGGCUCCGACGACAAGGCUAUUCGCCUCUGGGAUAGGGUCACCGGUCGCCCCAAGCUCAGCGCCAAGGGGAUCCCCCGCGGCAAAGAAGGCGUCGCGCGCCCCAUGCCUCCCUUGCUCGGACAUCACAACUACGUCGUCAGCCUUGCCUUCUCUCCCAAGGGGAACAUCCUCGCCUCUGGUAGCUACGACGAAGCCGUGUUCCUCUGGGACGCCAGGGCCGGCAGCUUGAUGAGGAGCUUGCCGGCCCAUAGUGACCCGGUCAGCGGCAUCGGUUUCUGUCUCGACGGCACCUUGGUCGUCAGUUGCUCGACCGAUGGUCUUAUUCGCAUCUGGGACACAUACACCGGCCAAUGCCUCCGAACCCUCGUCCACGAAGACAACCCAGCCGUGACGUCUGUCUGCUUCUCUCCCAACGGUCGCUUCGUUCUAGCCUACAACCUUGACAACUGCAUCCGGCUCUGGGAUUACGUCUCGGGCACCGUCAAAAAGACGUACCAGGGCCAUCGCAACGAACAGUUCGCCAUCGGGGGUUGCUUCGGCCUCCUGCCCCUCGAAGAACCGGAACAACCUGAAGCCAGUCCCGAUACCAAAAUCAAUGCCCGAAACGGGGAUUCGUUGAACGGCACAGUGAGUGACGGUGGCCGCGGCGGCGGCGGAGGAGGAGGCAGCACCCGUACCACCGCCCAGGGGCAGCUGCAGGUCCCGUUUAUCGCCAGCCCCAGCGAAGACGGCGACGUCGUGCUCUGGGACGUGACCUCCAAGGAGGUAGUGCAGCGUAUCAGCGCCCACCCGGGUCACGUCUGCUUCUGGGUCGACGUGCUCGGCGACACCAUGGUCACUGCGGGGCAGGACGGCAGUAUUGGCGUCUUUAAGCAUCGGAGCUCCGCGGCCAAGUCUGCUCUUCCUGGGAAUGCCGCAGAGGAGGAGCCUGUUCUCAACGGGCAUGCCGGCAUGGCGAAUGGCGACAGUGCUAUGUUGGAUCCGGCCAUGCAGACGGGUGAGGGUACAGAUCUGCGCAUCAAGAUGGAACAAGAGAUGGAUGUGGAUGUAAAUGGCUCUUAAGGGAGAUAGCGAGAGAAUCCUACUUUCGUCAGUACGAGGCACGCACGCCCAGAGACAAUUCAAUGCAGUGAUCCCUCUUAUGGCAGCCGAUGGGUCUAGCAGUUUGUUUAUUUUCAUCCUCUCACUCCCAACCUACUAGAGAGCAGAAGACAAUGCCAAUAUAAAGACGUCCAACCCCAGUUG